This is a messenger RNA of Coturnix japonica (Japanese quail), 1081 nucleotides long. It is a transcript of the gene C14H15orf61, whose product is annotated as chromosome 14 C15orf61 homolog. The record is from RefSeq and is a predicted model, not a curated record. Lineage: Eukaryota; Metazoa; Chordata; Aves; Galliformes; Phasianidae.
GCACGCGCACUGGCCGUGCCCGCUGUGGUGGCGGUGCGAUGCGGGCGGUGCGAUGCAGGCGGUGCGGCGGCUGCACGAUGCGGCCGUGGUGCUGCUGCUGUGCGGGAGGGUCCGCUCGGCCCGGCCCGACGCCUCGGAGGUGCUGAGCCAACACCUGCGGCAACGCGGCCUGCCCCAUUGGACGUCGUACUGCGUCAAGUACAGCGCGGUGCGCAACGACCAGUUCGGCCUGUCGAACUUUAACUGGCUGGUGGACGGCGCCAACUACCACAUCCUGCGCACCGGCUGCUUCCCGUUCGUCAAGUACCACUGCUCCAGGGCCGCCCCGCAGGACCUGGCGCUGCACAACGCCGCCUUCACCGCGCUCAAGGUGCUCAACGCCGGCAUCCCAACCUUACUGUAUGGAAUUGGCUCCUGGUUCUUUGUCAGUGUCACAGAGACUGUUCACACCAGUCACGGCCCGGUUACUAUUUAUUUUCUAAAUAAAGAAGAUGAAGGUGCGAUGUACUGAGAUGGUGCCCUCAAGUACUGUCGGUUGGUGGGUUUCCACGUUACAGCUGCUGCAGGCGUCUGCUCCGGCUGCCUAGAGAGAACUGAAGGCGGCUCUGUGUCUUUAUACGGUGCAUUAUUUCCCUUAACACUGUGUCCUCAGGAAGCUUCAUGGAAUUUUUUGGUCGUAGGCUUGUUUUUGGAGAGGAUAGUAAAGCUGACAAAGUAGAAGCUUUAGGAGAAGAACUGGUAUCUGUGAGGGAGUUAGAAUUUACUUAAGUCAGUGACUGGAGCUGUUGAAGAAGCGUCUGAUCAUUUAAAAAGGUAAAUAUACCAAUGUGAGCAGGGAAGCUGUGAAUCCAUGAGACUUCUCAGGCUGCCUCUGAAAAUACUGAGCUGCUUAAAUCUCACCUGGGCGAUGGUUUGAAAUGUCUGAGUGGUUACAGUUGGGAGAGGGCCGGAAUGAGUCCGUGGCACUGGCUGCUCACACUGCCAGGAGGCUUUUUGGAAAGGUACCUUGACAAGGUUUUAAGAAAUGGCUUUGGUACCACGUUUCUUUGAGUGCUGCUUAAAUAAACUAUCUCAAAUAUGA